Coregonus sp. 'balchen' is the source of this 7874-nucleotide messenger RNA. The record is from the annotation of a GenBank genome assembly. NCBI's taxonomy places the organism in Eukaryota, Metazoa, Chordata, Actinopteri, Salmoniformes, Salmonidae.
GGGGGUUCCGAAGGUAGCGUGCUUGUUAUAACGCGCUCAUUGCAUUUUAAAAAUAUAUAUUGAUAACACUAGUUAAAAUAUUAAGCUAUUAACAAAUAAGAUGAAAAUAAUAGCGUUACUUACUCACAAGAUAGAAAGAAAACAUCACCUCUUAAUUUUUGAAAGUGGUCAAGCCUUCUUCUGGUUUAUCAAAAAAGCUACCAACGUCAUUUUAAAGCGACUGUAAACAGGAAAAGACCUCCGGUCUCUAAAUAUCUCUGGGAAAACACACGUGUGAAACAGCAGAGGGGGAUUUAAAGUAUAAUAUAUGGUGGUUGAAUAGCUGCUAGCUAACGUUACAUUAUUGAAGUUGUGCCCACAUCUCAAUUUUGCCCCUUUCAACAUUUGAACAAUGGCUCUGUUCCUUAUUAAUAGGUAUGUUCGCUGUUUGUUGUGUGCUAACGUUAGCUUGCUUCCUUAGUUCUGGAUUGAUAUAGUCAGCUAGCUAGGUAGCUAUAUGAAGUGUUUAUGAAAUGUUUAUAAAGUGUGUUUAUUGGGGACCUGAAACUAAGUACACUGACGACUAUGUUUUUCACAGAUACCUUGGGGAUGACGGAGAUGAUGGCUCUAGCAACGAAUCUCGAGCCAAAGCGUUGUUGGCUAAGCUUCAGAGGAAGGCCAAAGUCAAGGAGCAACAGAGCUUGUCAUGCCAAGGUGAACACCAGUCAAAAACAACAGUUGAGAGUGACAGGGACACCACUGUGAAGAAGAAAAGAAAAAACAAGGGAGACAACCUCGAGGAGACUAAACGCCCAAAGAAGAGGAAAGAGCAAGUAAACCAGGAUGUGUCCCCACCUGACCCUGAAGAACUUUCCGAGGGUGAUAAUGCACGAAAGAAGAAGAAGAAGGAUACAAAAAAGAUGCAACCGACAGAAGAGAACAAAGGUGUGUAUCUAUUAUUUUAUAUCACACAUUUACAGUUGAAAUUGUUACAUCGCUUGUAACGCCAGGGUAGUGGGUUCGAUCCCCGGGACCACCCAUACGUAAAAAUGUAUGCACACAUGACUGUAAGUCGGUUUGGAUAAAAGCGUCUGCUAAAUGGCAUAUUAUAUGAUUAUUAUUACAUUCAUAAGAAUGUAUUUUAUAUUAGUAUUCCUUAUUUUGUCUUUGCUUCUCUCCUUGGUCUUAGAUGGGAUGAAGCAGACAUCUGUCCACAAUAAGAAUAGAAACCUGCAAGAGGCCACUGCUGCUGACAAAACAGAGCUGACAAAAAAUGAUGAUGAAAUGGUGGAGAAAAUUCUGUAUGACCAGUCAAAACAAGACACAGGAUCAAGUUCCACUCAGACUGGUUUCACCAUACUGGGAGGAUUUGAGAAAAAGAUUCUUCAAAAGGUACAAUCUUUUGGUGAAGUGCACUAGUGCAUUGAUAUAACUUGUAGUGGGAAAUGUCUUUACAGUAUGUUCAUGAUACAUUUUAUGUAUUUAAUAUGUUAGGUAAAAAGAGUCCUGCCCAAGUGGCUUGCUGAGCCAGAUGUAAUCCAGAGAGACAUUACAAGCAACCUAGUCCCCAUCAGUGACGUCCCAGGAAUUUGUACUAAACUCCAACGGAAACUUGAGAGCAAUGGAAUUCAACACCUCUUUCCAGGUUAGCAGGCAUGAAGGAUUGGAAGUUGAAAUCUGUUUUACUGUCACAAUAUGGGGGAUGGGGGGGGGGGGUGAAAGUACUCAACUUCUGUUGUGUCCACUUUGCAGUACAAGCGGAAGUCAUCCCAGCCAUUUUAGAGAGUGUGUCUCAUGGUCUAUUGAUUGGAAGAGGGGGCUAUAAACCCAGAGACAUUUGUGUGUCUGCACCAACGGGGAGUGGCAAAACUCUGGCAUUUGUCAUACCUGUUAUUCAGGUAUGAAUUAAACCAUUACCCAUAUAUAUUUUUUUAUGGAAGGUGUGUGUUUUCUUCCAUUAGAUAAGUCAUCAUUUUCUAUUUUUUUUAUGUCAUUAGGCACUGAUGGAGCGAGUUGUAUGUGAAGUCCGGGUUUUGGCAGUGUUGCCCACCAAAGAGCUUGCACAGCAGGUAACUAGGGUCAAACCUUCAAUCUCCAUGAUGGAGAUAACUUGUGAUUAUUUUGCUUGAAAAACGUUUAAAUGUUUUCUCAAACAGGUUUGCAAAGUAUUCAGUUCAUAUGCGGAGGGCAACAGCUUGAAAGUGGUCAUGCUAGCUGGUCAAAAGUCCUUUGCCGCAGAGCAGGCAUCGCUCUCAGAAAACAGGUAAAGACACAUUAUGGUCUUUCUUCCUUGGUGGAUAAUGAAUUAUUCUAUUUGUUUAAGCUUAGUUUCCUUUCAUUCAAAAUAGUAAUUUGUGCGUAAAUAACACCAUGAUUUUAAAGAGAAAAUCAAUCUGAAAGAAAUAUACAUUUUGCUCUUUUUGCAGAGGUGGAAUAAGCCACAGUUUGGCAGACAUUGUUGUCGCAACCCCUGGGAGACUAGUUGAUCACAUCAAUAAGAAUGAUGGUUUCAGUUUGGAACACCUCCGCUUCCUUGUGAGUCACUAGUACAGUGUCAUUUUUAUUUGUAUGGGUGUUAUGACUAACAGUAUUUCAAUAAAGGAUUCAUAUUUCAUUUGGUCAAUAUCAAACCUUCUCUGCAGAUCAUUGAUGAGGCAGACCGGAUGAUUGACAGCAUGCACCAGUCUUGGCUCAGUCAGGUGACCAAGGCAGUUUACAGACCCAGGAGUGGUUCUGAAGCAGUCUCAAUCUUCAAGAGGACAGAGCCUGCGCCUAUCACAGCAGCGAGGUAAGACCUCACUUCUCAGGAUUCUUUCAGACAGUACUGGAAAAUGCAGGAGGGAUUUGAGAAAAAUAUUAUUCAAAAGGUACAAUGUGGUUUGUUUGUUAGUGAGAAUACAAACUGUUCUGCACCAAUGGAUUGUGUGCUUUCAUACAUUAUUCUAGGGUAUAUGCAUUUCAGUGAUGUAAUACAUCUCUGUUUUUACUUUGUGACAGCUUGUCACCGCCUCAGAUGCCUCUGCAGAAGCUCCUGUUCUCAGCCACACUGACUCAGAAUCCAGAGAAGUUGCAGCAACUAGGCCUGCAUCAGCCCAGACUCUUCAGCUCUGUCCACAGUCAGUCAGCGACCAACCCUGAGUCUCAAGAGAGGUUCAACUUCCCACAAGGCCUGACAGUAAGUUACAAAACAUCCCAAAUAUAUUUUUUAUAUAAUUUAUCCUAUAUCCCAGAGCAUUGUGCCAUUGUUGUCUCUUUUCUAGGAGUACUAUGUGCCCUGCACUCUGAGUAAGAAGCCCCUCCUCAUCCUCCAUUUCAUAUUGCGCCUGAAGUUUAGUCCCAUUCUGUGCUUCACCAAUUCCAGAGAAGCCGCUCACAGGUUGGUGAAUCUUCAGGCUUUCUCCUUACUGCGUUAUUGAAUGACGAUUACAUGUCCACAGACAUUUGAUUUGCUUUCUGUUCUCUCUGACAGACUGUACCUGCUAGUGCAGCUUUUUGGUGGAGUGCAGGCAGCUGAGUUCUCCUCACGACUCUCCCCCAAUGAGAGGAAGAGAACCCUCAAGGAAUUUGAACAGGGAAAGAUCCAACUGUGAGUAUGAGUGUCUGUGAGUGCGGAUAAUUUAAUGUCCUAUUUUCUUUGCCAUUCUUUGCCAAAUAUUUAUACACUGCUCAAAAAAAUAAAGGGAACACUUAAACAACACAUCCUAGAUCUGAAUGAAUGAAAUAAUCUUAUUAAAUACUUUUUUCUUUACAUAGUUGAAUGUGCUGACAACAAAAUCACACAAAAAUUAUCAAUGGAAAUCAAAUUUAUCAACCCAUGGAGGUCUGGAUUUGGAGUCACCCUCAAAAUUAAAGUGGAAAACCACACUACAGGCUGAUCCAACUUUGAUGUAAUGUCCUUAAAACAAGUCAAAAUGAGGCUCAGUAGUGUGUGUGGCCUCCACGUGCCUGUAUGACCUCCCUACAACGCCUGGGCAUGCUCCUGAUGAGGUGGCGGAUGGUCUCCUGAGGGAUCUCCUCCCAGACCUGGACUAAAGCAUCCGCCAACUCCUGGACAGUCUGUGGUGCAACGUGGCGUUGGUGGAUGAAGCGAGACAUGAUGUCCCAGAUGUGCUCAAUUGGAUUCAGGUCUGGGGAACGGGCGGGCCAGUCCAUAGCAUCAAUGCCUUCCUCUUGCAGGAACUGCUUACACACUCCAGCCACAUGAGGUCUAGCAUUGUCUUGCAUUAGGAGGAACCCAGGGCCAACCGCACCAGCAUAUGGUCUCACAAGGGGUCUGAGGAUCUCAUCUCGGUACCUAAUGGCAGUCAGGCUACCUCUGGCGAGCACAUGGAGGGCUGUGCGGCCCCCCAAAGAAAUGCCACCCCACACCAUGACUGACCCACUGCCAAACCGGUCAUGCUGGAGGAUGUUGCAGGCAGCAGAACGUUCUCCACGGCGUCUCCAGACUCUGUCACGUCUGUCACAUGUGCUCAGUGUGAACCUGCUUUCAUCUGUGAAGAGCACAGGGCGCCAGUGGCGAAUUUGCCAAUCUUGGUGUUCUCUGGCAAAUGCCAAACGUCCUGCACGGUGUUGGGCUGUAAGCACAACCCCCACCUGUGGACGUCGGGCCCUCAUACCACCCUCAUGGAGUCUGUUUCUGACCGUUUGAGCAGACACAUGCACAUUUGUGGCCUGCUGGAGGUCAUUUUGCAGGGCUCUGGCAGUGCUCCUCCUGCUCCUCCUUGCACAAAGGCGGAGGUAGCGGUCCUGCUGCUGGGUUGUUGCCCUCCUACGGCCUCCUCCACGUCUCCUGAUGUACUGGCCUGUCUCCUGGUAGCGCCUCCAUGCUCUGGACACUACGCUGACAGACACAGCAAACCUUCUUGCCACAGCUCGCAUUGAUGUGCCAUCCUGGAUGAGCUGCACUACCUGAGCCACUUGUGUGGGUUGUAGACUCCGUCUCAUGCUACCACUAGAGUGAAAGCAUCGCCAGCAUUCAAAAGUGACCAAAACAUCAGCCAGGAAGCAUAUGAACUGAGAAGUGGUCUGUGGUCACCACCUGCAGAACCACUUCUUUAUUGGGGGUGUCUUGCUAAUUGCCUAUAAUUUCCACCUGUUGUCUAUGCCAUUUGCACAACAGCAUGUGACAUUUAUUGUCAAUCAGUGUUGCUUCCUAAGUGGACAGUUUGAUUUCACAGAAGUGUGAUUGACUUGGAGUUACAUUGUGUUGUUUAAGUGUUCCCUUUAUUUUUUUUAGCAGUGUAUAUAUACACAGUACCAGUCAAAGGUUUGGACACCUACUAAUUCCAGGGUUUUUCUUUAUUUUUACUAUUUUCUACAUUGUAGAAUAAUAGUGAAGACAUCAACACUAUGAAAUAACACAUAAGGAAUCAUGUAGUAACCAAAAGUGUUAAACAAAUCAAAAUAUAUUUGAGAUUUGAGAUUCUUCAAAUAGCCACCCUUUGCCUUUAUGACAGCUUUGCACACUCUUGGCAUUCUCUCAACCAGCUUCACCUGGAAUGCUUUUCCAACAGUCUUGAAGGAGUUCCCACAUAUGCUGAGCACUUGUUGGCUGCUUUUCCUUCAAUCUGCCGUCUGACUCAUCCCAAACCAUCUCAGUUGGGUUGAGGUCGGGGGAUUGUGGAGGCCAGGUCAUCUGAUGCAGCACUCCAUCACUCUCAUUCUUGGUAAAAUAGCCCGUACACAGCCUGGAGGUGUGUUGGGUCAUUGUCCUGUUGAAAAACAAAUGAUAGUCCCACUAAGCGCAAACCAGAUGGGAUGGCGUAUCGCUGCAGAAUGCUGUGGUAGCCAUGCUGGUUAAGUGUGUCUUGAAUUCUAAAUAAAUCACAGACAGUGUCACCAGCAAAGCACCCCUACACCAUAACACCUCCUCCUCCAUGCUUUACGGUGGGAACUACACAUGCGGAGAUCAUCCGUUCAGCCACACCGCGUCUCCAACCGCCGUGGAGACGCGGUGUUCCAACCGCCGUGGUUGGAACCAAAAAUCUCCAAUUUGGACUCCAGACCAAAGGACACAUUUCCACUGGUCUAAUGUCCAUUGCUCAUGUUUCUUGGCCCAAGCAGGUCUCUUCUUAUUAUUGGUGUCCUUUAGUAGUGGUUUCUUUGCAGCAAUUCGACCACGAAAGCCUGAUUCACACAGUCCCCUCUGAACAGUUGAUGUUGAGAUGUGUCUGUGACUUGAACUCUGUGAAGCAUUUAUUUGGGCUGCAUUUUGAGGCUGGUAACUCUAAUGAACUUAUCCUCUGCAUCAGAGGUAACUCUGGGUCUUCCAUUCCUGUGGCGGUCCUCAUGAGAGCCAGUUUCAUCAUAGCGCUUGAUGGUUUUUGCGACUGCACUUGAAGAAACAUUCAAGUAUUGACUGACCUUCAUGUCUUCAAGUAGUGAUGGACUGUAAUUUCUCUUUGCUUAUUUGAGCUGUUCUUGCCAUAAAAUGGACUGGGUCUUUUACCAAAUAGGGCUAUCUUCUGUAUACCUUGUCACAACACAACUGAUUGGCUCACUUUAACACUUGGUUACUACAUGAUUCCAUAUGUGUUAAUUCAUAGUUUUGAUGUCUUCACUAUUAUUCUACAAUGUAAAAAAUAAAUAAAUAAAAACCCUUGAAUGAGUAGGUGUGUCCAAACUUUUGACUGGUUGUGUGUGUGUGUAUAUAUAUAUAUAUAUAUAUAUUUUUUUUUUUUUUCAAGUUUGAUCAGCACUGAUGCUGCUGCCAGAGGCAUUGACAUCAAUGGGGUGAAAUGUGUUGUGAACUAUGAUGCACCACAGUUCAUCAGGACUUACAUUCACCGGUAAGCUAGCCUAUGUUUUAUUUGACUGUUACACUUGUAACUGCAUAGGUUGAAUUGUAUUUGUUGUAGCUUUUGUAUACAAUGUUCUUAGAUGUUUUGCCUUUCUGUGCAACAAUUUUUUGUUGGCACAGGGUUGGAAGAACUGCAAGAGCUGGAAAAUCUGGACUGGCCUUCACAUUUCUGUUGGGGGUACAGGUGAGAUGGAUGUAUUUUUCAAACAUAAGACACAAAGAGCAAUGCAAAUAUGUGAAUGUGUGGCCAAGGCUGGAAUGAUAGCAUUGCAGAAAAGCAAUAUUCUCUAAACUGCAUUGCUCCUGCAUAAAUACCAUUCACAUUUCAAUUUAAGUAAAUGUGAGUUUUGUUUAGUUGUGAUUACAUUACAUUUUAGUCAUUUAGCAGACGCUCUUAUCCAGAGCGACUUAGUUAGUGAGUGCAUACAUUUUCAUACUGGCCCCCCGUGGGAAACGAACCCACAACCCUGGCGUUGCAAGCGCCAUGCUCUACCAACUGAGCUCCACGGGGCCUCACUGCCAAAACUGCCAGACAAGUUUUAAUAGCUAUAAAAUUGCUGCUUUAGUUAAAGAACUACAGUUCCUGUAUGCUAAUUCUGGUUGAUGUUGGUCGUUGCUAUUCUAUAGGAGAAAAACUUUCUUCAGAUGGUGAAGGAUGCAGGCAGCCCUGGGAUCCACAAACAGAUAGUCAAGCCUGGUAGUCUGAAGAGCAUGGAACCCCGCUAUCAACAGACGCUACUGGAGUUGGGGAAUACCAUAAAGGUAGUGUAGUAGACUCAGAUCACUCAAAUACACUGUGAAAUUCAAACGAACGGCGUGAGGACAACUAUUGAUCUUGUCCGUUACUUGUUGCUCUAGCAUUAUCGUCAUCAUUAUGUCGCAAGUUGUCAUUACUUUUAACAGUACAUCUGUUUUAUUUUUUUUCCCCAGGGUGAAAAGGCCAAGAAGCACGUCUAACACAGUGACUUGAGCCAAUAUACUGUAAGAUUGUUCCUUCUACUGUUGCAGGCAAAACCAGCAGUCAGCGCGCACACAAGAUUUGGUUCCCGGUGCAGACUUUUGUAUGAAAUUAUUUUUUUUCUCAAAUAAAAAUGGG